AACCAGCGAGAGGAUCCCGAUCGGAAAGAAAAAGGGCAAAGAAACACCGCACCGCACCACUCCACUCCACACUCCUCGAUCCAGCCACGGCGGCCUAGCCCUCCUAGGGUUCGCCCGGCCCCCACCAAGGCGCCUGCUGCCGCUUCCUCCGCCGCGCUCCCAGCUCCCGCCUCGUGCUCGCGUCGCCCGAUUCGGCCGCCGGUGGCGAAUGGGCGGCCGAAUCGGUGCUCGGAGCUGGGCAUGACCGUCCCCUGUCGCAGCGGCCGGCGGCUCCCUGAUCUCGGGGGCGGGUUCUCAAGGUCGAGGGGAUCGUGUUGGCGUUACAGCGCCGCCUGAGGUGGGGGUUUCGGCGGGUGCUUGGUUUUGAGGGCGCCGGGCGUGCAAUGGCGAUUUGUGGUCGGCUCCGGCGGCAUAAGUGGCAUCGGUGCUAGCACUGAGCCCGAGAAGCUGCGACGUCGAGCUGCUUCUUGAUCUGAUGAGCUCGGGGCCGGCCGUCUGCCUCGGUCUCUCCGCGUUUCUGCUCCGUCCGCUGCCAAAAACCCAGCUUCUUGGAUCAAGCCGUGCUCAUUUCGUCGCUGUUCUUCGGUUCGUGGGGGAAAGGUUGGAGUUUUGAGGUGGUGCUUCCGUGCUUGGCGAGAGUGGUCAGCUCAGGAUUCGGGCGGGAUGGGGUCGGCGAUGACGCGUCUUUGCCUUGAUGGUCCGGGGUUCGGGUAGGUGUUUCUUCGAGCGGAGGUGGCUGCUGUUCCGUGGGAAGGGGAAGGCAAGUGGAAAAAGGCGGCAGCCGCAGAGGAAGAGAUGUUCUGGGCGCAGGGGAAGCAGGCAGGCAUUGCUGGGUGCUGAGGAGCAGCAGCUCCUGAAGUCGUUCGCCAGUGCAGCGGAGUUUGGUGUUCACGCUGUGGGUGGUGUCGGUGGUGGGAGAUGAAGCUCUCCCCGUCCAAGAUGCCGGAGGCCUCGCCGGAAAGUGACGCAUUUUGCAGGGGAGCAAAGGUGUCUGAACUCGGAGCUGUGGCAUGCUUGCGCUGGGCCCCUUGUGUCUCUGCCUGUGGUUGGAAGCCGGGUCGUCUACUUUCCACAGGGUCAUAGUGAGCAGGUUGCUGCAUCAACUAACAAGGAAGUUGACGCUCAAAUUCCAAACUACCCAAACUUACCUCCUCAGUUAAUCUGCCAGCUUCAUAAUGUCACCAUGCAUGCUGAUGCAGAGACUGAAGAAGUUUAUGCCCAAAUGACACUGCAACCAUUGAACUCGGAAGAGCAAAAGGAGCCUUUUCUUCCAAUUGAAUUGGGUGCUGCUAACAAGCAGCCAACUAAUUACUUCUGCAAGACAUUGACUGCAAGUGAUACGAGUACCCAUGGUGGCUUCUCUGUUCCGCGCCGAGCGGCUGAGAAAGUCUUCCCUCCGUUGGAUUUUUCACAACAACCUCCAGUACAGGAGCUGAUUGCAAGAGACCUGCAUGAUAACGAAUGGAAAUUUCGCCACAUUUUUCGUGGCCAGCCAAAAAGACAUCUGCUGACAACGGGUUGGAGUGUUUUUGUAAGCGCAAAAAGAUUAGUGGCAGGGGAUUCUAUUAUAUUUAUCUGGAAUGAUAAUAAUCAACUUCUUUUGGGAAUUCGUCGUGCAAAUCGUCCACAGACUGUUAUGCCCUCUUCUAUGCUAUCAAGUGAUAGCAUGCAUAUAGGUCUUCUUGCAGCAGCAGCUCAUGCUGCAGCCACAAACAGUCGUUUCACUAUUUUCUAUAACCCCCGGGCUAGCCCUUCUGAGUUUGUCAUUCCGCUGGCUAAGUAUGUGAAAGCUGUUUAUCAUACGCGUGUGUCUGUUGGAAUGAGGUUUCGAAUGCUUUUUGAGACAGAGGAAUCAAGUGUCAGACGAUACAUGGGUACAAUCACAGGCAUAACUGAUCUAGACUCGGAGCGUUGGCCAAACUCACACUGGCGUUCCGUUAAGGUUGGUUGGGAUGAGUCUACAGCUGGUGAUAAACAGCCAAGAGCUUCACUCUGGGAGAUUGAGCCAUUGACAACCUUUCCAAUGUAUCCAACUGCCUUUCCCAUGAGACUUAAGCGUCCGUGGGCUUCAGGACUACCCUUGAUGCAUGGCCUGUUCAAUGGUGGGAAGAGUGAUGAUUUUGCUCGUUAUUCUUCCCUCAUGUGGCUUCGAGAUGGAAAUAGAGGGGCUCAGUCAUUGAACUUCCAGGGACUUGGAGUGUCACCAUGGCUUCAGCCAAGAUUAGAUUAUCCAUUGCUGGGCCUUAAGCCAGACACUUACCAGCAAAUGGCUGCUGCAGCACUGGAAGAAAUUAGAGCUGGGGAUCCUUUGAAACAGACCUCUGUUCUCCUGCCAGUCCAACAAACUCAAAAUUUGAAUGGCGGAUUAAAUCCUCCGUAUGGAAAUCCUGUUCUACAUCAGAUGCCAUAUCAAUCUCAGCAGUCGCCCCUGCAAGUUGUUCAGCAAGGUUAUAGUCAGAACACUGGUAACUCUGGGUUCCUUCAAAGUCGGCUGCAGCAGCUGCAGUUGCAUAAUCCCCAGCUGCUGCAGAAGCAGCAAGAGCCGCCGCCACAGCAGCAGCUGCAAACACAGGAAGUUCUGCAACAACAAUCGCAUCAGGAGAUACAACAGCACCUCUCAUCUAGUUGUCAUGGGAUUGCCGAUGUAGCUUCUAACAUGUCGGAGUCCAGAUCUGCUUCUCAAUCACAAUCUUCUUUGCUUCCUGGAUCCUCAUUCUACCAGCAGAACAUCUCAGAAGGAAGCAGUGGUCCAGGUCUGCAUCUGCACAGCAGUUUCCACAACUUCUCAAGCCAAGAAACCUCAAACCUUCUUAAUUUGCCUCGAAGUGGCCACUUAAUGGCAUCAGAGGGAUGGCCUUCAAAGAGGUUGGCUGUGGAACCCCUUGUUCAUUUUGAAGGUCGGUCUGUGCACCCCAGGCUUGAGAAAGUAAAUCACCAGACUAAUAUAUCUCAAAUUUCUGGCACCUUGCCACCACUAUCAGCAAGAGACAGUUCUAGUGACCAGGCUUGUGGUACAGAUGUUCAGAGUCACCUGCUGUCGUCGUCAUUUGCAAUCCAUGAUGGCGUGACAACAGUCAGGAGUGGUGGUGUUGGCAGCGAAACUGAUUCUAUAACCAUAGCUUCGCUGAGAUACACUAAUGGGAAUUUGCUACCCAAUAACACCAUAGCAACUUCCAGCUGUUUGGGUGAAUCGGGUUCUUUCAAUUCUCUUAAUGAUGUUUGUGGUGUGAACCCCCCACAAUGUGGAACCUUUGUGAAGGUUUACAAAUCAGGGUCCCUUGGGAGAUCGCUCGAUAUCACCAGAUUCAGCAGCUAUUAUGAGUUACGUAGCGAGCUCGAGCGAUUAUUUGGUCUUGAAGGCCAACUGGAGGACCCUGUAAGAUCAGGCUGGCAGCUUGUAUUUGUCGACCGGGAAAAUGAUAUUCUUCUCGUCGGUGACGAUCCCUGGCAGGAGUUUGUGAAUAGCGUAUGGUGCAUAAAGAUACUCUCGCCACAAGAUGUGCAACAGAUGGUCCGUGACGGAGACGGCCUUCUGUCUGCACCAGGAGCAGGGAUGCUACCAAGCAAUGUCUGUGACGACUAUUCUGCAAGCAAUGGCAUGCAGAACCUCACCGGCAACAUUGCGCCAGUAGUGCCUCUGGACUACUGAGAUGAAGACCGGAAUCCAAACCAAACCAGCGAUUUGGCACUGCAGGAUCGCCAUCCGUGAUGGCCCGCAUUUUCUGUGAUCUUCUCUCUAGUCCCUUUCGCCAGGAAUAACUUAGUCAUUAAUAGCUGGUUGAUCCAUUGUAUCGCUAUGAUAACGGAAACGUUGUAUGAAUGUAUGAUAGCUGCUUUAGCUAUGUGAUAGCCAUAGCCUAAGCUCUAGAUGGCAGACAAUAAUUGUUCUUUGAAUUCAGGCAGGCACAGUAGAAGUGACCUAAUCCUGUAGCUAUAUAUAUAGUGGUGGAUUUAGAACUAAAAUAUCUGGAUGUCCCACUUGUUAAGUAGAGAUUCGGGUGUUCUAUUUGUUAGGCUAGGUGUCCUAUGAGUUUGAUAUAUAUGAUGUAUCACUGGAAAAUAUAAAAUUAAUGUCCUGUGCACUCUUCACCUUCGACGUGGGUCUGCAUGUGUGUGUGUAUAUAGCAUCUAAAACUGAUGAUUCCAUGUGUGCCCUAAACCAUUCAUUUUUUCCCCCUCAAAUUGCGGUUGGUUAAAUCU
This is a messenger RNA of Phragmites australis (common reed), 4200 nucleotides long. RefSeq names its product auxin response factor 25-like. NCBI's taxonomy places the organism in Eukaryota, Viridiplantae, Streptophyta, Magnoliopsida, Poales, Poaceae. Gene Ontology annotation, biological process: response to hormone; regulation of DNA-templated transcription. Bases 1184 to 3649 code for a protein of 821 amino acids. The transcript has 14 exons. Gene Ontology annotation, molecular function: DNA binding; protein binding. Gene Ontology annotation, cellular component: nucleus. The record is from RefSeq and is a predicted model, not a curated record.